Messenger RNA from Rana temporaria (common frog), 1090 nucleotides. RefSeq names its product transmembrane 4 L six family member 1 (gene TM4SF1). Lineage: Eukaryota; Metazoa; Chordata; Amphibia; Anura; Ranidae. The transcript has 5 exons. The record is from RefSeq and is a predicted model, not a curated record. The coding region runs from base 105 to 716 and encodes 203 amino acids. Gene Ontology annotation, cellular component: membrane.
ACUCAACACCACUCCUGGGUAUUUAAGAGGUAGCACAAAAGAUUCACUCUACUCUAACCAACUGCCCGAACUUGCUAGGAUAAAGGCUGAUCUCACCUACAAAGAUGUGUUUUACCAGGUGUGCAAGAUGUAUCGGUUGUUUUCUGCUAGCUUUGGCAAUCCUGUGCAUCAUAGCAAACAUCUUAUUGUUUUUUCCCAAUGGAGAAACACGAUGGGCCAACGAAAACCAAUUGACUAACUAUGUGUGGUUUUUCCAUGGAAUUGGAGGAGCUGGACUUGUUAUGCUGCUUCCAGCUUUCGUGUUCAUUUUCCUAGAACAAGAAGAUUGCUGUGGAUGCUGUGGCCAUGUGACCUGUGGUAAAAGCUGCGCAAUGCUGGGAUCCGUUGUGGCUGCAUUAAUCGGAAUUGCCGGUGCUGGCUACUGCCUCAUCAUUUCUGCACUGGCCUUAGAAAGAGGACCAAGAUGUGAGACAAGUUCAGGGUGGAGCUAUCCCUUUGAAAAUACUAAUGGAAACUAUCUGACCGAUCACUCCACAUGGUCCCAAUGCAUACAGCCCAAUAAUGUUGUUGUGUGGAAUGUCACUCUUUUCUCCAUCCUGCUUGGCCUGUCGGGAAUCCAGAUCAUUUUAUGUAUAAUUCAAGUCAUCAACGGUAUAAUUGGUGGACUUUGUGGUUCUUGCUGUUGCCAACAGAAGUCCCAGACAUAUCAAUGCUGAUGGUAACUCCCUGCUGAUGUGGAUAUAAACAGAAGAUGUGACAUUUACCUUUAAAUGUUCAACUUGUAAAUUGCAUUGUACAUAAUUCAGUAUUUAAUAAGUGUGCUCCUUGGACAUGGAAAAUUUAAACUUUUAUAUUAAAAUGGCGAGUUGUCUGAUAAUGAAGCAGAUGCUGAUGUUGACUCGAUCUUGAAGUUACAAAUGUUUUUUUUUAAAUAAGUAAAACUCCACGUUGUCACUUUAGAAAGCUAAUGAAUAUAGUGUUUAAAGUAUUUAUGAAUUAUUGCAACAUUGUUAACCCAGCAUUUGUAAGAUAGAAUGCAAACUGUUAUUGUGAUUUUUUUACUGUGAGUUAUUAAACAUGUAUAUCCUUC